AGAGGAAGAGGGAGGACGCGCCAAUUCUCCUGCUCGAGCCUCGGCCCAACAAAAUGGCGUCCGCGGCGGCGUCGCUUUGUUUCCGCGGCUCCUGCGGCGGCGACAGCGGUAGCGGCCUUUGAGCUGCGGGGAGGAUCCAGCACCUGCUGCGGUGACUACUAAGAGUCCAGUACUUUUCGUUCGGGAUCGGGCGCUGGGGAACGAGGAACGGUACCCAAGGGUUGCCGAAGCCAAGCAGGCGUUCGAGCCAAAAACAUGACCGCUGAGCCCAUGAGGUAAAACGCAAGCCCUUGUCACGGGCCCCGGCGGUCUGCUCCCGGGAGCCUUCCCCUCGAGUGGGGUGUUUGCAAAGACGUGCGCUAGGUGCCCUAGGCCCGCGCGCGGCUUCGCGGUCAGCGGCAACGUUUUCCCUCUAGUUACCUUCACACAACCCAGAAAUGUGCUUUGCUAAUCUUCUAGGCACUUCUCAAUCCAGUAAUAAAGUUGACAAGUAAGAUCAACUGUUCCAAAUCCAUGAAAGCAAGUUGAAUACAUUGGUGCAGAAGCUUCAUGACUUCCUAGCACAUUCAUCAGAAGAAUCUGAGGAAACGUGUUCUUCUCCACGACUUGUAAUGAACCAAAGCACAGAUAAAAUCAGUGGUUCUGUAAUUAACUCUGAUAUGAUGGAUAAUAACAAGGAAGAGGGAACUAGCACCUCAGAAAAAUCCAGAUCUUCAGGAUCUUCACGGUCAAAGAGGAAACCUUCAAUUGUGACAAAAUACGUAGAGUCUGAUGAUGAAAAACCCAUGGAUGAGAAUGUAAAUGAAAAAGCUGCUAAUGAGAAUUCAGAAAAUAUUACUAUGCAAAGCUUGCCAAAAGGUACAGUGAUUGUACAACCAGAGCCAGUGCUGAAUGAAGACAAAGAUGAUUUUAAAGGGCCUGAAUUUAGAAGCAGAAGUAAAAUGAAAACUGAAAAUCUCAAAAAACGCGGAGAAGAUGGACUUCAUGGGAUCGUGAGCUGUACAGCUUGUGGACAACAGGUCAACCAUUUUCAAAAAGAUUCCAUUUAUAGACACCCUUCACUGAAAGUCCUUAUUUGUAAGAACUGCUUUAAGUAUUAUAUGAGUGAUGAUAUUAGCCGUGACUCAGAUGGAAUGGAUGAACAAUGUAGAUGGUGUGCAGAAGGUGGGAACUUGAUUUGUUGCGACUUCUGCCAUAAUGCCUUCUGUAAGAAAUGCAUCCUGCGCAACCUUGGUCGGAAGGAGUUGUCCACAAUACUGGAUGAGAACAAUCAGUGGUAUUGCUACAUUUGUCACCCUGAGCCUCUCUUGGACUUGGUCACUGCAUGUAACAGCGUAUUUGAGAAUUUGGAACAGUUGUUGCAACAAAAUAAGAAGAAGGUAAAAGUUGACAGUGAAAAGACUAGUAAAGGGUGUGACCAAACAUCCAAGUUGUCUCCAAAGAAGACUAGUUCCAGUUGUAACGGCGAAGAAAAGAGAUUAGAUGUUUCAUGUUCCGCUUCUGUAACCUGCACUUACUCAGCACUAGCUGUGCCUAAAGAAAUGAUUAAGAAGACAAAAAAACUGAUUGAGACUACAUCCAACAUGAACUCCAGUUACAUCAAGUUUCUGAAGCAGGCAGCGGAUAAUUCAGAAAUGAGUUCUGCUGUGAAGUUACGUCAGCUUAAGGCUUUUAAAUCUGUGUUGGCUGAUAUCAAGAAGGCUCAUCUUUCAUUGGAAGAAGAUUUGAAUUUAGAGAUCCAAGCUUUGGAUGCUGUACACCAAGAGAAAAAUACCAAAGAGCUUAACAUCACAGAUGCAAAGCCCGAAACGAAAGGACGGAAGGGAGAGAAAUCCUGUACUGCAGAAAAGAAGGAUUUUUUAAAGUUAGAUGCUAGAUCAUCAAUAAAGGUGAAAGACAGUGAGCCCAUCCCAGGAGAAGAGCACAAAGCAAAUAAAAGUACUGGUGGUGAACAGAAGGGUUCGGGUAGGAAAGAUGGACCUCAGUAUGAACCUCCUAACACUUCUGAAGACUUAGACAUGGAUAUUGUGUCUGUUCCUUCCUCAGUUCCUGAAGACAUUUUUGACAGCCUUGAGAAUGCUAUGGAAGUUCAGUGUUCAGCUGAUUAUCAAGGCGAUGGUAACAGUGGGACCGAGCCAGAACUGGAGAGCUCAUCUCUAAAACUUAACACUUCAAAAGACAGCAGAGGAAGUAUUAAGUCAAAAACGGCAGUCAGAGUAAGAAAAGAGCUAUAUGUUAAACUCACCCCUGUUUCCCUUUCUAAUUCCCCAAUUAAAAGUGCUGACUGUCAGGAAGUUUCACAAGAGAAGGAUGGCCGUAAAAGUUCUGGGGUGACCCCCAACUCAGAGAAACGUGGACUGGAAGAGGAAAAUAGUGAUAAUGAACGUUCAGUUGAAAAUGAUGUUGCAUUACUUUUAGAAGAAUCUGAUCUUCGAAGGUCCCCACGUGUAAAAACUACACCAUUGAGGAGACAAACAGAGACUAAUCGUGCAAUAUCAAAUUCAGAUGAAGAAAGCAAUGAAACUAUUAAAGAAAAACAAAAGCUGUCAGUUCCAGGAAGAAAAAAGGAUAAGCGAAAUUUUUCUGAUGGUGCUGCCGAGAACUCUAAAGCUCAUAAGUUUCCCAAAGCUAAGCGACCGGGGAUUGUGGAUCAGAAUUCAGAUUCCGAUGAAAUGCUAGCAGUCCUUAAAGAGAUAAGCCAGAUGAGUCACAGUUCCUCUUCAGACACUGACAUUAACGACACACAGCUGAAUCAUAAAGUUGAAACAGGGAAAGAUGAUAAUGGAAAAAGGAAACGGAAAAACUCUACUUCUGGGUCAGAUUUUGACAUUAAAAAAGGAAAGCCAACUGAAACCUCUAUUAUCUCUAAAAAGAAACGCCAAAACUACUCAGAGUCCUCUAACUAUGACUCAGAGGUAGAGAGAGAGAUAAAAGCCAUGAGCAAAAUUGGGGCUGCCAGAGUAACUAAAAAAAGUGUUGCAGAUAAAAAAGAACGUGACUUUUCUGAAGAUGAGAAACAGAGCCAAAAAGCAGUGGGUAAUGAAGGGCAGGACAGAGUGGGGACUGUAAAAGAGGGCUUGUCUGGUGCCGCUGGUGAUGCUGAAGGCAGACAGGGAGAUAGUUUGUCUGCAGUGGGAGGCUCCUUUGAGAAAGGCAAGAGGACAGUGGAAUCCAGAGAGGUGCUCUGUAUGAGGCAACAGCCAAGUGUUUCCUCCGAUGGUGCGGAAAAGCCUUCAGGAGGAGAGGAGGAUGUGAAUUCGGAUGACAAAAGAGUUUCUAAAGCAAAAAUAAAGAGUAAAUACCUGAGAGCCAGACCAUGUAGGAAAGUACGGCGUGCUUCCUUGGACAUUACUGAUAGAUUGCCAAAGAAAGAACAGAGUGAGGAAUCUUCUGAAGGUGAGGGGAAGCAGAGCAGACAGGAAACUGGAGCAAGAGGAAAGAAAAGUACAGACAUGAUGGAAGAAACAAUUAAGACAGAGCAACAGUAUGAGUCGUCUUCUGAUGGGACUGAGAAAUUGCCUGAGGGAGAAGAAAUGGGUCAUUUUCCUAAAGGCCCCAAGCAAAACAAGAAUGACAGUGCAGAUGCAGAAAAGAAAGGCAGGAAAUUGAAAGAGAGGUCAUCCAAAAAGAAGGAGGAGGCAUCUGAUGGCGUGGAUAAGUUGCCAGGGAAAGGAGACAGUUGUGACUCUUCAGAAGAUAAAAAGAGCAGGAAUAGAGUGUCUCAGAGAGAGAAGAAGAAAUCCAGUUUGCCUGCGAAGAGAUCAGGGAAGAGGCCAGAGUGUUCAUCGUCGGAUACUGAGAAAUACUCCUUGAAAGGAGAGUGCUGUGACUCCACUGAUAAGAGACCGAAAAGAACUGAAUUGAGAGAAAGAAGAAGUUUAAAUUCAAAGAGAAAUACUAAGGAAAUACAGAGUGGUUCAUCUUCUUCUGAUGCUGAGGGAAGUUCAGAAGAUACUAAAAAGCGGAAGAAACAAAGAACUUCAGCUAAAAAGAAGACAGGCAAUGCCAAGGUGAAAAGAAGAAACUCCUUACGAACGAGUGCUAAAAGGAAGCAAGCAGACAUUAGCUCUUCAUCUUCUGAUAUAGGAGAUGACGAUCAGAAUUCUGCAGGCGAAGAGAGCAGCGAUGAACAGAAAAUCAAGCCUGUGACUGAAAAUCUAGUGCUGCCUUCACACACUGGCUUUUGUCAAUCUUCAGGAGAUGAAGCCUUACCUAAAUCAGCGCCUGCCACAGUGGAUGAUGAUGACGAUGACAAUGAUCCUGAGAAUAGAAUUGCCAAGAAGAUGCUUUUAGAAGAAAUUAAAGCCAACCUUUCUUCUGAUGAGGAUGGGUCUUCAGAUGAUGAACCAGAAGGAGAGAGAAAAAGAGUUGGAAAACAAGGUGAAGAAACCCCAGGAGAUGAGGCUCCAGAUCAAGUUAAUUCUGAGUCUGAUUCUGAUUCUGAAGAAUCUAAGAAGCCAAGGUACAGACAUAGACUUUUGAGGUACAAACUGACUGAGAGUGAUGGAGAAUCUGGAGAAGAAAAAAAGACAAAGUCUAAAGAACACAAAGAAGCCAAAGGAAGAAAUAGAAGGAAGGUGAGCAGUGAGGAUUCAGAAGACACUGACUUUCAAGAAUCAGGAGUUAGUGAAGAAGUCAGUGAAUCUGAGGAUGAACAACGGCCUAGAACAAGGUCUGCAAAGAAAGCAGAAUUGGAAGAAAAUCAGCGGAGUUAUAAGCAGAAAAAGAAAAGACGACGGAUUAAGGUUCAAGAGGAUUCAUCCAGUGAAAAUAAGAGCCAUUCUGAAGAAGAAAGAAAAGAAGAUGAUGAUGAUGAGGAGGAGGAUGAGGAGGAAGAGGAUGAAAAUGAUGAUUCUAAGUCACCUGGAAAAGGCAGAAAGAAAAUUCGGAAGAUUCUUAAAGAUGAUAAACUAAGAACAGAAACCCAGAAUGCCCUUAAAGAAGAGGAAGAGAGACGAAAACGUAUUGCAGAGAGGGAACGUGAGAGAGAGAAAUUAAGAGAGGUGAUAGAAAUUGAGGAUGCUUCACCUACCAAGUGUCCAAUAACAACCAAAUUGGUUUUAGAUGAAGAUGAAGAAACCAAAGAACCUUUAGUGCAGGUUCAUAGAAACAUGGUUAUAAAAUUGAAACCCCACCAAGUAGAUGGUGUUCAGUUUAUGUGGGAUUGCUGUUGUGAGUCUGUGAAAAAGACAAAGAAAUCUCCAGGUUCAGGGUGUAUUCUUGCCCACUGCAUGGGCCUUGGUAAAACCUUGCAGGUGGUCAGUUUCCUUCACACAGUUCUCUUGUGUGAUAAAUUGGAUUUCAGUACGGCUUUAGUGGUUUGUCCUCUAAACACUGCUUUGAAUUGGAUGAAUGAAUUUGAGAAGUGGCAGGAGGGCUUAAAUGAUGAUGAAAAGCUUGAGGUCUCUGAAUUAGCAACUGUGAAACGUCCUCAGGAGAGAAGUUAUAUGUUACAGAGAUGGCAAGAAGAUGGUGGUGUUAUGAUCAUAGGAUACGAAAUGUACAGAAAUCUUGCUCAAGGAAGGAAUGUGAAGAGUCGGAAACUUAAAGAAAUAUUUAAUAAAGCUUUAGUUGACCCAGGUCCUGAUUUUGUUGUUUGUGAUGAAGGCCAUAUUCUAAAAAAUGAAGCAUCUGCUGUUUCAAAAGCGAUGAACUCUAUACGAUCGAGGAGGAGGAUUAUUUUAACAGGAACACCACUUCAGAAUAACCUAAUUGAGUAUCAUUGCAUGGUUAACUUUAUCAAGGAAAAUUUGCUUGGAUCCAUCAAGGAGUUCAGGAAUCGAUUUAUAAAUCCAAUCCAAAAUGGUCAGUGUGCAGAUUCUACCAUGGUAGACGUGAGAGUGAUGAAGAAACGUGCCCAUAUUCUCUAUGAGAUGCUAGCCGGGUGUGUUCAGAGGAAAGACUAUACAGCAUUAACAAAGUUCUUGCCUCCAAAACAUGAGUAUGUAUUAGCUGUGAGAAUGACUGCUAUUCAGUGCAAGCUCUACCAGUACUACUUAGAUCACUUAACAGGCGUAGGCAAUAGCACUGAAGGCGGAAGAGGAAAGGCAGGCGCAAAGCUCUUUCAGGAUUUUCAGAUGCUAAGUAGAAUCUGGACUCAUCCCUGGUGUUUGCAGCUGGACUACAUUAGCAAAGAAAAUAAGGGUUAUUUUGAUGAAGAUAGUAUGGAUGAAUUUAUAGCUUCAGAUUCUGAUGAAACCUCCAUGAGCUUAAGCUCAGAUGAGUAUGCAAAAAAGAAGAAAACAAAGGGUAAAAAAGGGAAAAAGGAUAGUAGCUCAAGUGGAAGUGGUAGUGACAAUGAUGUGGAAGUCAUCAAAGUCUGGAAUUCCAGAUCCAGAGGAGGUGGAGAAGGAAACCUGGAUGAAACAGGAAACACCCCUUCAGGUUCCAUGAAGCUAGAAGAAAGUAAAACUACUUCCACUUCUAACCCAAGUAGCCCAGCUCCAGAUUGGUACAAAGAUUUUGUUACAGAUGCUGAUGCUGAGGUUUUAGAGCAUUCUGGGAAAAUGGUACUUCUUUUUGAAAUUCUUCGAAUGGCAGAAGAAAUUGGGGAUAAAGUUCUUGUUUUUAGCCAGUCACUCAUAUCUCUGGACUUGAUUGAAGAUUUUCUUGAAUUGGCUAGUAGGGAGAAAACAGAAGACAAAGAUAAACCUCUUAUUUAUAAAGGUGAAGGGAAGUGGCUUCGAAAUAUUGACUAUUACCGUUUGGAUGGUUCUACGACUGCACAGUCAAGGAAGAAGUGGGCUGAAGAAUUUAAUGAUGAAACCAAUGUGAGAGGGCGAUUGUUUAUCAUUUCCACCAAAGCAGGAUCUCUUGGAAUUAACCUAGUAGCUGCUAAUAGAGUAAUUAUAUUUGAUGCUUCCUGGAAUCCAUCUUAUGACAUCCAGAGUAUAUUCAGAGUUUAUCGCUUUGGACAAACUAAGCCUGUUUAUGUAUAUAGGUUCUUAGCUCAGGGAACCAUGGAAGAUAAGAUUUAUGAUCGACAGGUAACAAAGCAGUCACUAUCUUUCCGAGUUGUUGAUCAACAGCAGGUUGAACGUCAUUUUACCAUGAAUGAGCUUACUGAACUUUAUACUUUUGAGCCAGACUUAUUAGAUGACCCUAAUUCCGAAAAGAAGAAGAAAAGGGAUACUCCCAUGCUGCCAAAGGAUACCAUACUUGCAGAACUUCUUCAGAUACAUAAAGAACACAUUGUAGGAUAUCACGAACAUGACUCGCUUUUGGACCACAAAGAAGAAGAAGAGCUGACUGAAGAAGAAAGAAAAGCAGCUUGGGCUGAAUAUGAAGCAGAAAAGAAGGGACUGACCAUGCGUUUCAACAUACCGACUGGGACCAAUUUACCCCCUGUCACUUUCAGCUCUCAAACUCCUUAUAUUCCUUUUAAUUUGGGAGCCCUGUCAGCAAUGAGUAAUCAACAGCUGGAGGACCUAAUUAAUCAAGGAAGAGAAAAAGUUGUAGAAGCAACGAACAGUGUGACAGCAGUGAGGAUUCAGCCUCUUGAAGAUAUCAUUUCAACUGUAUGGAAAGAAAAUAUGAAUCUCUCUGAGGCCCAAGUACAAGCACUAGCAUUAAGUAGACAAGCCAGCCAGGAGCUUGAUGUGAAACGCAGAGAAGCAAUCUACAAUGAUGUAUUGACAAAACAGCAGAUGUUAAUCAGCUGUGUUCAGCGAAUACUUAUGAACAGAAGGCUCCAGCAGCAGUACAAUCAGCAGCAGCAGCAACAAAUGACUUACCAGCAAGCAACACUGAGUCACCUCAUGAUGCCAAAGCCUCCAAAUUUAAUCAUGACUCCUUCUAACUACCAGCAGAUUGAUAUGAGAGGAAUGUAUCAGUCAGUGGCUGGUGGUAUGCAGCCACCACCCUUACAACGUGCACCGCCCCCAAUGAGAAGCAAAAAUCCAGGACCUUCCCCAGGGAAAUCAAUGUGAUUUUGCACUAAAAAUUUAAAGGAUUAUUAAAAUCAUAGAAAGAACUUUUAUUUUUUUAGGAAUCAAUGACUUAACAGAACUCAACUGUAUAAAUAGUUUGGACCCCUUAAAUGCCAAUCUUCCAUAUUAGUUUUAAAUUUUUUUAAAUAGGGCAUACCAUUUCUCUCUGACAUUUGUCAGUGAUGUUACCUACAAUCUUCUUACACACAUUGAGUACAGAAGAUAUUUCAAAUUGUUUUCAGUGAAAACAAAUCCUUCCAUAACAGUAACAGCUCCACAGAUUUCCUCUCUAAAUUUUUAUGCCUGCUUUUAGCAACCAUAAAAUUGUCAUAAAAUUAACGAAUUUAGAAAUUAAUAAAGAUUUAUAUAUUCGCUCUUUACAUAUAAAAACACACAGCUGAGUUCUUAGAGUUGAUUCCUCAAGUUAUAAAAAUACUUUUGUACUUAAUCCAUUUCUUGAUUAGAGUGCUUGAAAUGGUCUUAAUGUUCUUUUGACUGAAGUCUGAAACUGGGCUCCUACUAUAUUGUCUCUGUGAUUAAAACUUAGAUCUAAGGAUUAUCUUAGACACAGAAGCGUGUGCAAUAUUCUUAAGUACUACUACUUUAAAUGUUGGAGGAGCCUUGCAGUUAUCUUAGCAUUGUAUAAACAGCCUUAAGUACAGUCGAAGACAAGGAAAUUCCUUUUUCUUAUUUAGUCUUUCUGCCAUUUUUUAUUUUCAGUUGUAUGUGCUGAAAUAAUUACUGCUAAGAUAUCAGGGUUGUGGAUUGUCUUCUGCACAUGGGUUUCCUGUCUCCUGGCACUAGUGGAAACACAUCUGUCAGCCAUGGUGCCAGUGCUGGUGCUUCAUCCUGUUGCUGGCAGUGGGAUGCAAACGAAGAAAAUCAAGUUAGAGCAUUUGAAGAACUUAGUGCUGAAGUUGUGGUUUUCGGCUCAGCUCACACCCUGUUUAAUAAACAACAUCAAAAUGGCAGAACCAUUGCUGACUUUAAGUUCACAUGAGGGAUGUGCAUUAACAGUCCCCAGUACUUGUCAGUAUUGUGAAAUAAUUCCUCUUAAAGAUUAGGAUCACUGGCUUCUCUGCUCUUCUUUUUACUCAUCACUGUAUUCCUUUUUCCCCAGUUCCUUUACAUUGUAGUAAAUGUAGUAAAGUUUGAUUUUUUUCCAGUUUUGAUCUCUGGGGUGAUUUUCUCUUUUUCCAUAAAGUUAAUUCACCCAAUUCUUAAAGGUUUUUCGUUUUUUACUAGAAAAUAAUUUUAUUUCUUUUUCUAGAUCCAGGUUUAUGGAAAGUGACGUAAUUUUACUCAUGCUCCAUUUGAUUGCUUGAGUUUCUUCAGUGAAAAGAUUGUGUUUGACGAUGGGAGUCAACUCAUCAUGGCAAUACCAUUUAUGAAAUGAUGAUGUAACAAGUGGAAAUAGAUAAAGACAAGCUGGGUGGAGUAUUUGUUCUAGGCAUUUCUGGACUUGAUUGAAUUAAACAUGAGCUGAACAUUGAGCUACAAUUGAACAUGGGUUUAGUUGUUUGAAUAAUAAAAGAUUUCCAUUUUUAUCUUGGAAGAACUAGUGGCUAAAACAUCCACACACACUGCAUUCAUGAUGGAGAAUAUGUGAGGUUUGGUGGCUCCACCUUUCCGUGAUAAAACACACUAGUAAACUCCAUGUAUUUGGAUAUCGUGCCAGCUAUUUCAUCAAGUUUAUUUAAUGCGCGGGGUGGGGGGUGGGGGCAGAUGUGUGUUUACUUUGGAAGAAAUGAAAGAAGCAAGAUUUAUGAGAUAAAUAUUUGAAAGCAGUAUGCUCUGGCCAACUGUUAUCAGAAUACUUUAAAACUGAUGUACUAGACCUGGGAAUUUUCAACAUGGUCUAAUUAUUUACUCAAAGACAUAGAUGUGAAAAACUUUAGGCAACCUUCUAAUCUGUUUUCACAAUGAAUUAAGCUAUAACUUGAAGAAUAGUAAUUAGAAGGACUAAUUGGAAAUCAGAGAGUUUGAAAUAAAUCUUGGACCACUUUGCAUACACUCUUCUCACUUGACAUUUUAGCAACAUGAUAUAUGUACUUUGAGUAUAACAUCAACUUUUAACGAAUAUUUAAAGACAAAAAUCACAUAAGAUACUAAAAAGCUCAUUUUUAUAUUUGUUUUAGAUGUUUUAAAUAGUUGCAAUGGCUUAAAAUGACGAUUUAAAAUGUUGCUUGUAAUACAGUUUUGCCUGCUAAAUUCUCCACAUUUUGUAACCUGUUUUAUUUCUUUGGUGUAAAGCGUUUGGGCCUAGAGUUGUGAUAUUGUAUAUGGUUUGUCCCAGUUGUAUAGUAAUGUUUCAGUCCAUCAUCCAGCUUUGGCUGCUGAAAUCACACAGCUGUGAAGACUUGCCUUGGUUCCUGUUAGACUGCUUUUCAGUUCUGUAUUGCGUAUCUUACGUACUGUAGAGAAGAUGUCACUUCUUCCUUUAAGGCUCUUUUGUAAUAUAUAUAAGGACUGGAAUUGUGUUUUUAAAAGAAAAGCAUUCAAGUAUGACAAUAUACUAUCUGUGUUUUCACCAUUCAAAGUGCUGUUUAGUAGUUGAAACUUAAAACUAUUUAAUGUCAUUUAAUAAAGUGACCAAAAUGUGUUGUGCUCUUUAUUGCA
Molecule: messenger RNA, 10547 nt
Organism: Onychomys torridus (southern grasshopper mouse)
Lineage: Eukaryota; Metazoa; Chordata; Mammalia; Rodentia; Cricetidae
Gene: Atrx
Product: ATRX chromatin remodeler
Exons: 36
Coding region: 612-7928 (2438 amino acids)
Molecular function (GO): ATP-dependent chromatin remodeler activity; ATP binding
Source: RefSeq, a predicted model, not a curated record